GCGGGCGGUGGAAUAACGGUCACUGAGUAAUUUUAACGGCUGGGUCGGUCCCAGAGCAUGGAGACGGUGCUCGGGAACUUGAGCCGGUUCGCUGAGGUGCUGGCGGUGGCGCACAGCCCAUGGGCCGCCGACUGGGACGAUGCGGAGGUAAGCCGGGCUUUCCAGUGGGCCGGUUACCUGGAGCAGCUGAGCCGGCGCUUAGAAGGGGCGGGGAGCGUGGCGGCCCGGGCCGCCCUCCGGCAGCGGCUGCAAGAGCAGCAGCGCCUGAGGCCGAGGGCUCCGCCUGAACUGCCGCGGUACCGGGACCUACUCUUGGAGGAGCUGGGCCGCGGCGGCGAGCUGCUGUGCGAGGCGCUGCUGCACAACCCGGCCGCCUCCGCGCCCGCUUUCCACCGGGCCGCCGCCUGGUACCGAUCGGCGGGGUCAGGAAGGACAAGCGGCGGAGGGCCGGAGGCGACGGCGGCCCUCUCGGCGUCGCUGGGGCGGGCCGUCAGGGUGAAGGCGGCCACCCGGUUGCUGCGGCGAGCCUGGGGUUCGGAGCCCCCGAGAGGGAGCGUCGGUGUCGUUUCGGAGACGGGAGGCCAGAUUCUGCGCGAGCGGCUGGAGGAGCGCCUGAUGAUGGAGGGGCGAGAGUUACCGGAGCGGCAGGCGGCGGCCUACGAGGAGCUUCUGCAACGGGCUGUCCCCGGUGGCGACGGUGAGGAAGAACCCGGUUCUUUCCAGCCGCUCGCCGCCUUGUUGCUAGAGACGACUGAAGGGAAUGAUGGCAGCGAGGCGCGGGCCCGGGCCCUGGGCUGGUUGCUAGGAGACGGGCGCGCGCUCGCCACCCUCUGCCGCGCGCUCCCGUGUAGCCAGCUUGCCGCCCUGACCGCCCGCCGCCCGGCAUUCGGCCGCCGCUACCUGCGCCUCCUGCAGCGCUGGGGUUGGGCCCUGCGUUAUGACGCGGCCCGGGCCGAGUGGGCGCCUCCUUCUGCCGAGGAGCCGAGCUGGUGCCGGCUGCUGGAGCACUUCACCGCCCUCUGGCAGGGCCCUCCGCCGGUCAGGGAGGCCGCCGAAAGCGAGCUGCGCAGCCUUAAGGCAGCGGACGGUGACUUCGAAGUGCCGGGUGUCAGUGUCUGGACCGAUCUACUGCUGGAGUUGGCCCAGUGAGGGCCGACUUCUGGAUCGCCAGCAGUAUGCUGGAUGGGAAUCUAAAAUUUAACAUUGGAGGAGCUCAGCAGGUCUGACAGCACCGUGCGGAAAGAGAAGAGCAUUAAUUAACUUUUGAACUCUUAAAGCAUAAAUAACAAGGCCACUCAGCCCCUUCGAAUCUUCUGCCAUUCAAUAAAAUCACGGCUGAUCUGAUUUUUUUAAACUUCAACUCCGCAUUACUGCAUAUCCCCGAUCAUCUUUCAUCCCCUUGAUGAGCAAGAGACCAAUGACCAAAGCGUUGCAAAAUAGCAUCUUUAAAAGUGAACCUAUCUAACUUGCACUUCAUUGGGAUAUACUUGGGUAUUGGCUUGACGGAUGGUGCCAUAAUCUUUGUAACAAAAACAAAAGCGCAGGAGCAACUCAGUAGAUCUUUUGGCAUUUGUGGAGAGAGAAACCAAGUUGCAAUCUCCUGUCUAGUGUUUGUCUUUUGAAAUGUCUGCUAUUCUUAUCAAAACAGUUUGAAUUGGGAUGUCAAGGUUUUGUGUGCAAUUUACCAUGCCUCUCGUGUUUUGGCAAGUGUAUGAAGUAAACUGACUCGUAUUUUUUCCAUAGACCUUGACCAAGUUAGUUUACUCACUGUCACGUGCAACAACAUCGCAGACGUGUGCAUGUUCUAAAAUUUAAAUUUUAGUUUGACUGUUAGUUUUUCUGAGAGAGGUGAUAUGGAAAUAAGUUACAUUGAAACCUUAUUUGAAUCUGGAACACUGAUAAAAUGUACCCAAAGAUAUUAUGGACCAAAGCAGUAAGUGUAGUCCCUCAUUUAUGACAGUAUGAUGAGUAUAUAUGCAGCCUUGGAAAUUCCUAUUUGAAAAGGAGGUCUCAUAGGAUUAAGUAAAAUGAUAAUUGCACUUCCAAUUCACCAGAUGAAGUACAAGCCAGAUUUAAGAUUGCAAAUAGUAAUCUAAAUAUCUACGGUACUUCGAAACGAGCCAAUAAAAUGUUGGAAGGUUUUAAUUCACACUUAAAUUGUAAAUGACAAUACUGCCAUUUUAAAUGUACUGUUUAAAAUUGACCUCUUCCAUCUGAUGUGUCCCAUGUACAAGAUACAGGUGAAGUCACAUUAGGGCUGUUCUCAUCAGAGAUGAAUGAUAGUGAAUCUAACAAAUUUGAUUUUAAGAUUUCAAGGUUUGAGUUUCACUGGCUAACUCAGCAUUUAUUAUUGCUGUAGUCUGUGGCAAUAUAAUGCUGUCUCUUUUCAGCCUGUGGCAAAUCAACUAUCACCUUCUUCAGGUCUCUUCUAGCAGGUCCUUGGAAACGUUUUAUAUCAUUCUGGUGUAAGUUUUUUUUUGUUUUAAGUUAAUUUUUGUUUAGUAAUAUUGAACUUAAAUUGUCACUGACCAUCCUAGGUGCAAAUCCAGACAAGCUCCAAGAUCAAUUUACAUUUUGUCCGACUUACAUUGGUACUGAUUACAUGUUGGUGCCUCUACAACAGAAAUACAAUUGGGAGCAUAGCCUCCCCAUCCUAUUCUUCUAUCCUAAGCUUAUUUGUUAGCCACUUCCUAAUCGUACGCUCUCCUUAAUACAUGCAUAUAUUUAAAGGAGUGUCCAGUGUUUUUACAAACUUUUUUAUUGAAAGAUACAGUGCAUUAAGGUUUUUCCACUGUAACAUUGUGAAACCUUGUUCUCAUAUUUAAGAUGAGGUAUUGAAAAGGAUCAAAUUAACCAGGCAUCAUCAGGUGAAUAGACACUGCAUGGUUUGCAGCUGUUGAAGGUUGGUCACUGCCAUCUUAUGGGCACUUGGGGAGGAACAAUAAUUGCUGGCAGGACAAACAGUACCCACAUUCUGUGAAUUAUUUUUUUAAAAUUUAAAAUGCUGAUGUUAGCUUUGACGUCAUUAGAUUUCAAAAAUGCUUGAAGUUAAACUUUUUAGCUUUAUCUCUUGGUUUGAAUUUUUGAUUCCCUAAUUAAAAUCAGAAUUUAUUUUUCUGGAUUUUUGGAAGUCCUACUGAAACAAUAUAACAACAAAAAGUUAUUCAAAUUGUUGCAGUCUUUUUUCUGUGUAGAAUUUACAGCUCAAUAUUCUGAACCAACUGAUCUAUGGUCUUUAUGCUGAAUUAAAUUGUUCUCCACUCUCUUUACUUUCAUUAACAUUACCUAGUAUUUACUUUUCCCUCACAUACUUGUUUGGCUCCCUUGGAGCUGUCUAUUUAUACCCAUCAAUACUCAAAAUGGCAGCAUACUCCAAUUUCUAACUAAUACCUGAAUUUUUUAUUAGGUCUCAUGAUGACCUCCAGCCAUGAUGCCUUGUUUUUGGGGCUCGGUUACCAGGGAAAACAUUUUUAUCUAAGUGUAUUAUAAAGACUUUUCAUGAUUUCAGAUCUAUGAGAUCAUUACUUUUUGUACAGGAAAGUGCUCCAGCUUGUUCAGUGUUUCUCAAUGAUUUUAAUCUCUGGGUUGUAUUGUCAUCCUUUUUGGCAUAUUUUUGCAGUAUCUGUUUCACACUUCAGACUAUGGCUGGAAUGUUUUCACUUGGAGUAAACUGUAAACUCACCUGUCAUUGCUAGUUUUUGAUUUAGGUGUCAGUUUUGGCUCAAUAGUACCAGUCAUGCCACUGAAUCAGAUGUUUGUGUAUUCCAACUCUGACUCCAUAAACUAUCAAUGGUAUUCAGAAACUGGUUGAUUAUGUAUAUAUCAACAAUACCACAAAUUUUGUUUUGUUAUCUUAGAAAUUUUAGGCUCCAGAGAUAUGAAACACUGAUCCAGGUGUGGCCUCAGCAAUGGCCUAUACUAUCAAAAUAAUUUAUUUUUCGUGUACGAUAUUGGUUAUUUGUGUUUAGCAAUGCGAUUUUUAAUGUUGAAGCAGUGUUUGGCAUUGCUGUUUAUAAAUUGAGGAAAAUAUUGAAAUCUACUUGAAGUAGAAUAAAUUAAUAAAACAAAAUGCUGGAAACUGGUCUGGUAGCAUCUGUGGGGAGUGUAACUUUGAUCUUUCAUCAAAAUUGGCCAGACAUGAAACCUCAAGUUAAAAAUGCAAUUGCUUUUACAUGGGAGAAAUGGAGAGGAAAAAGACAAAUGGAUGGAGCAGCAGCUAGAAAACUAUCUUGCAGAAAACUGCUGGGACAGAGCCAAAGAGUAGUAAUGGGUUAAGAAACAAAAGAUCUGUCUAGAGGUUGUUUGAAUAGCUGAAAAAUGAUUAACUGCCACCUAAAAGCUAAGCAAGGCGGGGGCAAAAAAACUCUAUUCUGACCAGUGGGGGGAAAAAAACAAGAACACAGAUCAGGGCAUGAAAUUGUACAAUGGCAGUAUUAUAGUGGUAAUGUCACAGUGAUUUAGAACCUCU
Messenger RNA from Rhincodon typus (whale shark), 4468 nucleotides. RefSeq names its product FA complementation group F (gene fancf). Gene Ontology annotation, biological process: interstrand cross-link repair. Gene Ontology annotation, cellular component: Fanconi anaemia nuclear complex. Bases 58 to 1149 code for a protein of 363 amino acids. Lineage: Eukaryota; Metazoa; Chordata; Chondrichthyes; Orectolobiformes; Rhincodontidae. The record is from RefSeq and is a predicted model, not a curated record. The transcript has a single exon.